This is a messenger RNA of Peniophora sp. CBMAI 1063, 2463 nucleotides long. NCBI's taxonomy places the organism in Eukaryota, Fungi, Basidiomycota, Agaricomycetes, Russulales, Peniophoraceae. The record is from the annotation of a GenBank genome assembly.
AUGCGGGUCUGGCUCAGGUUGUUGUUUCUGGCUGUUGACACGCGCUCUUCUGUAGGUGUCGCAAAAGAAAGAGUGAGUCGGGCUUCUCCGCAGCUUCGAGUACCUCACAAACGCGUACUUCGCCCUGUGCUCUCAGUCAAGUGCGAUGGAAAGCAGGACCAAUUCGGCCGAUGUACGAACUGUAAUACUCACGAUUGGGAUUGUGCCUUCAAUAGCCACACCAACAAGCGCUACGAGUCGGGCUACGUAGAAGCGCUCGAACUCAAGGUCAAGAAGUUCGAGAGCCUGAUCAAACGAUUACUCCCAGAUCAGGACUUCACUGCCGAAGUGGGCUAUGAGCUAACACGGGAUAACUGGAUGUUGCCUGGCGUAUGUGGCACCACUCCAUCAAACCUCACACGAUCUUACACUCCCUCCUCCUCCGAUACGGGAGUCAUGCCUGCGCCGUCUGUCUCAACCCCAAGCUCGUUCGCCGUACUAGGACCUGAUCAAGCCCCGCCAAUGACGCCCCUACCAGAGGACGAUCACUCUGAUGAUGAGAUGAACAACAUCACUACGAAACUGCAGAACCUUCCUGCUAUCGCCAUCGCGAAACCUCGAGAUCUGACGAAUUACCUCGGCAAGUCUUCGGCUGCUGGCCUUCUCAAGACCGCGUUCGCACUCUGUGCCAAGCUGGCUCCGAACGUUGAUGCGACAGCAGUGUUCCGCAUGAUGGGAAAGCGACCAACUUGGCAAUAUGAUCUCCCGUACGAUCGUGCACCACCGCCUCUCACAUUUCCGGAACAAGAUCUCAUGGACGACUUGAUCAAAGUAUACUUCUUCGACGUCCACAUGUUUUCUCCCGUUCUCCAUCGACCGACAUUUGAGGCCGACGUCAGAGCUGGACUUCAUCUUCGCAAUCGCGAAUUCGGUAACCUGGUUCUUCUGGUAUGCGCUCUUGCGUCGCGGUUCUCGCACGAUCGUCGCGUACUCGUUGAAGGCGAAGAUAACUGGCACUCGGCCGGCUGGAAGUACUUCGUGCAAGUGCAAUUGAAUAGCGACGCAUUCGUCCGGAUGCCCAGUUCGCAUCUUUACGGGCUGCAGACCAUUUGUCUAGGCGUCAUGUACAGCGUCAGUAUCUCGUAUGUGCACGCAUGGGUUCAUGCUGCCUUGGGGAUUCGUUUGGCUCUCGACAUUGGCGCACAUAAGCGACGUGCAUACGGCACGUCACCAACCAUCGAGGACGAGCUAUACAAACGGACAUUCUGGACAUUAGUCUUCUUUGACCGCACGAUGAGCGGAUCAAUGGGGCGCCCAUGCAGUAUACAAGAAGAAGACUUCGAUCUAGAGCUUCCCCUGUGUUGUGACGACGAAUACUUGGACCCUCAGUUUGGCGGAAAGCAACCGGAGGGCAAACCUUCUAACGCUAGUUACUUCGUCUGGAUGCUCAAGCUGUCUCAGAUACAGGGGUUAGCUCUACGGACCAUCUACGCGAGCACCAAGGCCCGGGCACAUUACAACUUCCAAGGCGAGGACUGGAUCACGCGCACGAUUGCGCAGUUGGACUCGCUACUGAAUAACUGGGCCAACUCGGUCCCUGACCAUCUACGCUGGGAUCCCUCUCGAGCCGAUGAUCUCUUCUUCUGUCAGUCGGCGCAUUUGUGGAUGCAAUACCACGAGAUACAGAUCUCCGUUCACCGCCAGUUCAUCUCUUCAAUACAAGCCACCCCGAUGCCGUUCCCUGCUCUCACCAUUUGCACAAGUGCCGCUCGCGCGCUCGUUCAUCUGACUACUUCGCUGUAUACGAGGAUGCCAAACCGUACCGGGGUGUUGCAUUGGGGUGCGGGAUACGCCGGACUUGUUCUACUUGUCGGCAUUGGAAACGCACGUCUGCACAAUCUUCCAUACGAUCGCAAGUCGGCAAUGGCUGACGUGGAGACCAUGUUGGCUAUCUUGCGGACGCAAGAGAACCGUUGGCGAUGGGCUAGCCGUCACGCGGACUCGCUUGAGGUCCUGAAGGCAAUAGGCGAAAACGAUAGCUACGAACCGGUGAAGUAUCGGAAACGCCCGUACGACCAAGUUAGUACAGACACGCCUCAAGCCACCAAUCCCUACUUCAACCAAUUCCUACCUGCCGAAGAUCGGAUCGGAGCUAGCUCUGGAGGUUUGGAUUGGAACGAGCCCUCUAUGUUUGGCUCGGCGCCGACUGGACAAGACGCGGCCAGGAGCGCACAGCCACCCGACUCCUCACAAUCGCAAAAUGCCGGUACCGUCCUUGGUGCCGUUGACUUCGGCGCACUGUUUGGGUUCGGCAAUCAGACAGAGACAUCCGGUCUUGCUCCCAGCGAUCAGCCCCUCGGUGCUACGCCACUAGGCGAUUGGUCUGGCGUGUCGUUCGACUUCGGGUUUGACGACUGGCAAUGGAUGAUGCCAGAACAGCCUUCCUUCAACGGCUAUCAGGUGCAUUCAGAGGGCCAGCACUGA